UCAAAUCCCAGCAUCCUGGAAACCCACCUAAAUACCAAAGCCAUUUGCUUUCUUCUUUGACUUUUUCCCUUAUUUUAUUUUAUAAAAACACCCAAAACUCCAUUUGCAUCCCAACCUCCCUUCUCUUCUCCUUGUCUUGACCGUCUUAGCUACUCUUUUCCUUAUUGCUAUUCUUCAAAUCGGAGCCAUGGACGCCACGUCGUUCUGUGGUGCGCUUCCCCAGACGAAGCUCUCUGCUUCCAAUCGUAAUUUCUCAAGGUCGUGCCCGCGUGCGAGAUCUGUUGUUUCAGUAGGUAGGCAAUCGUCCGAGGAAUUUCAGCAGCCGGAUAAACUUUAUUCUCGAGAAUCGUUAGUGGUUUCGAGUUCUAGUUCGGCUAACAAGGGAAUGACAGCUAGCGGGAGAUCAUACUUGUCUGGUCCGGUUAUGAAGAGAAAUCCGGUUCGGCAAGCAUUCUGCGCUGCCUCUGUAGUUGGAGUGGGCGCAUAUUGUGAAGGUUUUGUUGAUUCUCAUUUGCAUGUGACAGAAGAAAAGGUUGGCGUGCUUCUUUUGAAUCUUGGAGGGCCCGAAACGCUUAAUGAUGUCCAGCCGUUUUUGUUCAAUUUGUUUGCUGAUCCAGAUAUUAUAAGACUUCCCAGGCUGUUUCAAUUUCUUCAGAAACCUUUGGCAAAAUUAAUUUCUGUUCUUCGUGCUCCUAAAAGUAAAGAAGGGUAUGCUUCUAUUGGAGGGGGCUCGCCUUUGCGUAAAAUAACGGAUGAGCAGGCUGAUGGAAUCAAAAUGGCUUUGAAGGCAAAGGGUUUGACUGCAAAUGUCUACGUUGGAAUGAGGUAUUGGUACCCAUUCACUGAGGAAGCAAUUCAUCAGAUCAAGAAGGACAAGAUAACGAAGCUUGUAGUGCUGCCACUUUAUCCGCAGUUCUCGAUCUCCACAACUGGGUCAAGCCUCCGUGUUCUCCAGAAUAUAUUUAGUGAAGAUGCAUAUCUAUCAAGGCUUCCAAUUGCCAUUAUACAGUCCUGGUAUCAACGAGAAGGUUAUAUCAAGUCUAUGGCUGACUUGAUUGGUGAAGAGCUGCAAAAAUUUGCUAAACCUGAAGAGGUCAUGAUAUUCUUCAGUGCCCAUGGAGUGCCAUUGACUUACGUGGAGGAUGCAGGAGACCCAUACAAAGAUCAAAUGGAAGAGUGCAUCUACUUAAUAAUGCAAGAGUUGAAAGCUAGAGGAUCUUACAAUGAUCAUACUCUUGCUUACCAGAGCCGAGUUGGACCUGUGCAAUGGCUGAAGCCCUACACUGAUGAAGUUCUUGUUGAGCUUGGUCAGAAAGGUGUCAAAAGUCUUCUAGCUGUACCAGUAAGCUUUGUCAGUGAGCACAUAGAGACACUUGAAGAGAUUGAUAUGGAAUAUAAGGAGUUGGCUCUGGAAUCUGGCAUUGAGAAUUGGGGUCGUGUACCUGCUCUGGGUUGCACUUCAUCCUUCAUCACAGAUUUGGCAGAUGCAGUGAUAGAAGCCCUGCCUUCAGCUAAAUCCCUUUCAACCACAAGGAGCACCUCUGAAGAAGCUGACCGUGACUUUUUGAGCUAUGCUAUUAAAAUGAUUUUUGGUUCAGUCUUAGCAUUUGUCUUGCUUUUGUCCCCUAAAGUGAUUACGGCAUUCAGGAACCGUCUCUUUUAAACGUGGAGAGUUCAGGGGAAUCUGAUACAGGCUGCCUAAUACAAAAAUUCUAAUACAGGCUGCUUAAUUGAAAAUAAUAGCUGCAGUAUAAACUUAUACAUAAUUCCCGUACUCACCCCGUCCUGUUUUUGAUGCUAUACAAGGCAGACAUGAGGAUUUUGAGAUGUAAUUUUGCAAUUAGGGUUAUAUAAUUGGCGAUCAGUGGAAAACCUAUUUUGUUUGAUGAACCAUGUGUAAAAACUAUGUACUACUUCUAUUUGCAUUCUUUGUUA
Molecule: messenger RNA, 1935 nt
Organism: Populus nigra (black poplar)
Lineage: Eukaryota; Viridiplantae; Streptophyta; Magnoliopsida; Malpighiales; Salicaceae
Product: ferrochelatase-2, chloroplastic
Exons: 9
Coding region: 188-1663 (491 amino acids)
Biological process (GO): heme biosynthetic process
Molecular function (GO): protoporphyrin ferrochelatase activity
Source: RefSeq, a predicted model, not a curated record